CGGAUUCGAGGGUUUGUUUUGUUGGUAGAGCUUUCUGAUGCGCUGCUGUUGACUCGCCAUGCCGUCGGAGGGUCGCUGCUGGGAAACUCUAAGUGCGCUGCGGAAUUCCAGCAAAGGCCGCCUGCGCUACCACCGCGAGUGGCUGAUGCACUACGAGGAUGUUUUGGAAGAAUGCACAUCUCUUCCCAAACUGUCUUCUUACUCUGGAUGGGUGGUAGAUCACAUCCUACCCAACACCUCACCCCGCAUGCAAGAGAACUCUCCUGAUAAUUCACCAUCCUCUGGAUCUGCUUCAGGCCUGGACCAACCCUCACUUCUUAAAUCUCCUGUCAAAAGCUCCCCAGAACCCCCCUCACCUUCAACACCAAAUGGAACCAAGAACACAUAUGACUCCCAGCACACAGAACCUAUUGCACUUCUGUCCUCCCGAGCGAUCAAAGUAGAAGGUUGCAUCAGAAUGUAUGAAUUGGUGCACAGAAUGAGAGGAACGGAGGGCCUGAGGCAGUGGCAAGAAGAGCAAGAGAGGAAGGUGCGAGCUCUCUCAGAGAUGGCUUCUGAACAACUAAAGAGGUUUGAUGAGCUGAAGGAACUGAAGCUGCAUAAGGAAUUCCAGGAUUUACAGGAAGUGAUGGAGAAGAGCACUAGAGAAGCCCUAGGACACCAAGAGAAGCUAAAAGCUGAGCAUCGCCACAGAGCCAAGAUUCUCAACCUGAAGCUUCGAGAGGCAGAGCAGCAGCGUGUCAAGCAGGCAGAGCAAGAGCAGCUGCGAAAGGAGGAAGGCCAGAUCCGUCUACGCAGCCUUUACACCCUGCAAGAGGAGGUCCUUCAGCUUAACCAGCAGCUGGGUGCUUCCAAUCAGCACAAAGACCUGCUGAACAUCGACCUGGCUGCCUUCCAGACCCGGGGCAACCAGCUGUGUAGCCUCAUCUCUGGAAUCAUUCGUGCUACUUUGGAGAGUGGUUAUCCCACAGCAGAGAACCAAGCUGAGGCUGAGAAAACCCUGCAGGAAAUGAGGGACCUCCUCUCCAAUUUGGAGCAGGAGAUCACCAGAGCCUAUGAAGUCAAGAAGAAGCAGGAUGAAGAGGAGGCCCGGGUCAAGAUGCAAGAGUCACAGGUCCAGCAGGGUCCAGGGGCUCCCACCCAGCCCCCAGUGCACAGUCCAAGCCCUGCAGUGACACAGAAUGAAGACCUGCAGGUGAAGGUACAAGAUAGUACGAUGCAGUGGUAUCAGCAACUACAAGAUGCUUCUGCCAAAUGUGUGUUGGCCUUUGAGGGCCUGACCAGCAGCAAAGACAGUCAGGCCAAAAAGAUAAAGAUGGACUUGCAGAAGGCAGCCACCAUCCCAGUGAGCCAGAUCUCCACCAUCGCAGGUUCAAAGCUGAAGGAGGUCUUUGAAAAGAUCCAUAGCCUGCUCUCUGGGAAGCCUGUUCAAUCUGGUGGGCGUACUGUGUCUGUCACUCUUAACCCCCAGGGGCUGGACUUUGUCCAGUACAAACUGGCAGAGAAAUUUGUGAAACAAGGUGAGGAGGAAGUGGCCUCUCACCAUGAAGCAGCAUUCCCCAUUGCAGUGGUGGCAUCUGGUAUCUGGGAGCUCCAUCCCAAAGUGGGGGACCUCAUCCUUGCUCAUCUCCACAAGAAGUGUCCCUACUCUGUUCCUUUCUACCCAGCUUUUAAAGAAGGAAUGGCUUUAGAGGACUAUCAGCGUAUGCUUGGCUACCAAGUGACAGAUUCUAAGGUGGAGCAACAAGACAACUUUCUGAAACGAAUGUCUGGGAUGAUCCGUCUGUAUGCUGCCAUUAUCCAGCUCCAGUGGCCAUAUGGAAACCGGCAAGAGGCUCAUCCUCAUGGCUUAAAUCAUGGCUGGCGCUGGUUGGCACAGAUCUUAAACAUGGAGCCUCUGUCAGAUGUGACAGCCACUCUUCUGUUUGACUUCUUGGAGGUGUGUGGGAAUGCCCUCAUGAAGCAGUACCAGGUCCAGUUCUGGAAGAUGAUACUUCUCAUCAAAGAAGACUACUUCCCCAGAAUUGAAGCCAUCACAAGCUCAGGACAGAUGGGUUCAUUCAUACGUCUGAAGCAGUUUUUAGAGAAAUGUCUGCAACGCAGGGAGAUCCCUGUCCCCAAAGGCUUUCUGACGUCCUCCUUCUGGCGCUCCUAAUGCCCUCAUCAGUCAUCGCAUCGUGUUGCAGCAGGGCAACAAUAAAGCAACUAAGACAGCGAGUUUGGAAGAAAUCAUGUUAGAUUUAGAACUUCAUUAUUGUGUUUAUACAUAUAUUUGUACCAUGGAACUAAGAUUUUCAUAGUUCACAGCCUUUUGUCAGUCUCUUGUCAGAUUUGGUAGUUGCUAUAGGUGUCAUGGACAGAACAACAGAACUGGCCUUUCUCAUUUUCACAAGUUAUAAAAGAGGUCAGAAGAGGCACUGAGCACUUGGCUACAUCCUUUUUGUCUCGAGUAUGUUUCAGAAAGUUGGUGAUACUUUAUCUGUUUCCCUCUGACCUAGCAUGAGACUAGUUUUCACUUCUCUCUCUGUCCCAUCCCCUUUUGUACACAUACUUAGAAAGAGUAAACUUCUUAAGAUUCCUUUUAAAGUAUCAGGUGAUGUUGAGGCCAUUCUCUUCUAUGCAGUCUGGGUAUGAGGUAAAGUACUUUAUACUUUAUGGCUUGUAAAUUCCUUGUAUAUUCAGAGGACAUGUAUGAUGUAGACAUGGAUUGAACCCCAGAGUGCAUCAAGGUAGCAGGUAUAUGGAUCAGGACUAGGAACAUGCAACUAUAGAGCACUCUCUGUCUUCUUGAUCUGGAAUUUGGUCCCUGGAUAGCUGGAGAUGCUGUCCUAGAUUAGGUGCCUUUUUGUUUUCUGACAAAAAUGAAGAUGGGCUAACAUACAGGUUAGGUGAAAGCAGAAGACCAUCAGCAGUGAAUGCAUUGGUCACCAGGAGGAGCUGACUGUGUCAGAUGGAAGCUGGUAUUAGGGAUAGAUGGACUCUGUGUACCACACAGGCGGAGCCACGGAUCUAGUCCUGUAAGCAGAGGUCCUUGUGUGGUGGCUCUCUUAAAUGGCCUAAGCAUUUCAAUUGUAAACUACAGUGCCCAAAAAAAAGAAAUACAGCUUGAAUUUUUAAAAAUU
Molecule: messenger RNA, 3122 nt
Organism: Phodopus roborovskii (desert hamster)
Lineage: Eukaryota; Metazoa; Chordata; Mammalia; Rodentia; Cricetidae
Gene: Gle1
Product: GLE1 RNA export mediator
Exons: 16
Coding region: 59-2155 (698 amino acids)
Biological process (GO): regulation of translational termination; poly(A)+ mRNA export from nucleus; regulation of translational initiation
Cellular component (GO): nuclear pore cytoplasmic filaments; cytoplasm; nuclear pore
Molecular function (GO): phospholipid binding; inositol hexakisphosphate binding; translation initiation factor binding
Source: RefSeq, a predicted model, not a curated record